AUAGGUUGAUGCUCAACUACUGAGCCACGCCAGUCAGACUGUGAAGCUGAGCCCAGAGCGACAUUUACAACUAAUCUUAUAAAAAUGUGUGGAAAUAAAACAACCUAAAGGAAAUUCAAGACCACAAAAUUUACUGACUGAACUACAUUGUAUUGUUCAUACCAUAGUAAGAGUGCUUGGAGAAGGACCUUUGUAUUCUGCUAAAUCAUGAUGGAGACAGAAGACCAGCAACAAUGGAAGAGAACAUUUUACUCAGAACUACCUAAAGUGGAACUUCAUGCUCACUUGAAUGGAUCCAUUAGUUGUAAUACCAUGAAGAAAUUAAUAGCUAAGAAACCAGAUCUUAAAAUUCAUGAUCAAAUGACUAUGAUUGAUAAGGGAAAGAAAAGAACUUUAGAAGAAUGUUUCCAGAUGUUUCAGAUUAUUCAUCAGCUUACUACUAGCCCUGAAGAUAUUUUAAUGGUCACAAAAGAUGUCAUUAAAGAAUUUGCAGAUGAUGGUGUCAAGUACCUGGAACUGAGGAGCACACCCAGAAGAGACAAUGCUUCAGGAAUGACUAAAAAAACUUAUGUGGAAUCUGUACUUGAGGGUAUAAAACAGUCUAAACAAGAAAACUUAGACAUUGAUGUUAGAUAUUUAAUAUCAAUAGACAGAAGAGGUGGCCCUUCAGUGGCAAAGGAGACUGUUAAACUUGCUGAAGAAUUCUUCCUUUCUACGGAAGAUACAGUUCUUGGCCUUGACCUCAGUGGAGACCCUACAGCAGGACAAGCAAAAGAUUUCUUGGAACCUCUUUUAGAAGCAAAAAAAGCAGGUCUGAAGUUGGCAUUGCAUCUUUCAGAGAUUCCAAACCUCAAAAAAGAAGCACAAGUACUCCUGGAUCUGCUUCCUGAUAGAAUUGGGCAUGGGACAUUUCUCAACUCCUCUGAGGGAGGAUCCUUGGAUCUGGUUGACUUUGUGAGGAAACACCAGAUACCACUGGAACUCUGUUUGACCUCAAACAUCAAAAGUCGGACUGUUCCAUCUUAUGACAAGCAUCAUUUUGGAUUCUGGUUCAGCAUUGGCCAUCCUUCUGUUAUCUGUACUGACGAUAAGGGUGUUUUUGCAACACACCUUUCCCAAGAGUACCAGCUGGCAGCUGAAAAUUUUAAUUUGACCCCAUCUCAGGUAUGGGAUCUGUCUUAUGAAUCCAUUGACUACAUCUUUGCUUCUGACAGCACCAGGUCUGAACUAAAGAGGAAGUGGAAUCAUCUGAAACCCAAAGCGUUAAAUUUUUAAGCUGUAUGAGGGUGAAUUACUUUUGAGUGUGUUGCAACCAAGAUCUUCCUACCAUAUUCCUCUUAGUAAACCAUCCACCUCUCCCUUUGAAGAAAAGCAGCUAAGUAGCAUGGGCUUUAUCACCAGUACCCUACUCAUGGUGGGUGCUCAUUAAAUAUGUCUUAAAUUGAC
Molecule: messenger RNA, 1446 nt
Organism: Miniopterus natalensis
Lineage: Eukaryota; Metazoa; Chordata; Mammalia; Chiroptera; Miniopteridae
Gene: MAPDA
Product: N6-Methyl-AMP deaminase
Biological process (GO): inosine biosynthetic process; adenosine catabolic process
Molecular function (GO): adenosine deaminase activity
Source: RefSeq, a predicted model, not a curated record